Gloeophyllum trabeum ATCC 11539 is the source of this 3792-nucleotide messenger RNA. RefSeq lists its product as uncharacterized. NCBI's taxonomy places the organism in Eukaryota, Fungi, Basidiomycota, Agaricomycetes, Gloeophyllales, Gloeophyllaceae. Gene Ontology annotation, molecular function: U2 snRNA binding; protein binding. Gene Ontology annotation, biological process: mRNA splicing, via spliceosome. The transcript has 13 exons. Gene Ontology annotation, cellular component: nucleus; U2 snRNP. Bases 39 to 3680 code for a protein of 1213 amino acids. The record is from RefSeq and is a predicted model, not a curated record.
UCCUCUGAAUCUCCUUGCCGGGGUCUGCCACACCCAGCAUGCAUCUUUAUAAUCUCACCUUGCAACCGCCAACAGCCAUCACUCAGGCCAUCGUUGGAAAUUUCUCCGGCGCGAGGCAGCAGGAAAUCAUUGUUUCGCAUGGAACGCGACUGGAGCUGUUGCGACCUGACCCCCAGACUGGGAAGGUUGCCACUGUGAUAGCAUGCGACGUCUUUGGUUCGAUACGCUCACUGGCUGCGUUCCGCCUGACUGGGGGUACCAAGGAUUAUGCUAUAGUAGGAUCUGAUUCUGGACGCAUUGUCAUUCUGGAUUAUGAUCCCAAAACUAGUAGCUUCGUGAAACUGCAUCAGGAGACUUAUGGCAAGUCGGGCGCGCGCCGUAUCGUCCCUGGCCAGUACUUGGCGGUCGACCCCAAAGGCCGGAGCGUCAUGAUCUCGGCCAUAGAGAAAGCCAAAUUGGUCUACAUCCUGAACAGAGAUGCCGCUGCGAACCUGACGAUAUCGUCUCCUUUGGAGGCCCAUAAAAAUGCCUCUAUAAUCCAUCAUAUUGUGGGAUUGGACGUCGGAUUCGAGAACCCUACCUUUGCGGCGCUCGAGGUUGACUACAGCGAGUCCGACCAAGAUCCUACAGGCGAAGCCUUCAAUAACGCCGAGAAGCUACUCACCUACUAUGAGCUUGAUCUUGGGUUGAACCAUGUUGUGCGAAAAUGGAGUGCACCGACAGAUCCUAGAGCGAAUCUCCUCGUCCAAGUUCCUGGUGGCCAACUCGCGUCUAGUGACCGGUACGACGGGCCCUCCGGUGUUUUAGUCUGUUGCGAAGAUCACAUUAUUUAUCGGCAUAUGGACGCCCCUCAACACCGAGUGCCUAUCCCUCGUAGACGGCAUCCCUUGGAGGAUCCCGACCGCGGCCUCAUUAUUGUGGCUGCUGUCAUGCACAAAAUGAAGGGCGCUUUCUUUUUCCUGCUUCAGAGUGAAGAGGGUGACCUUUACAAGGUCACGAUUGAGCACGAAGAGGAAGAGGUGAAGGCACUGAAAAUUAAGUAUUUCGACACUGUACCUGUUGCAUCCAGUCUCUGUAUUCUCAAGUCCGGUUUUCUCUUCGUCGCUUCUGAAUUCGGUAACCACUAUCUUUAUCAAUUCCAAAAGCUCGGUGAUGAUGAUGACGAGCCCGAAUUCAGCUCGACCUCCUACCCCUCCUUCGGCAUGGAUGAUCCUACCCUGCCUCUCCGCCGGGCAUACUUCAAGCCACAUGCUCUGGAUAACUUGGCCUUGGCUGACGAGCUCGAGUCUCUGGACCCGAUUCUCGACGCGAAGGUGAUGAACCUGUUGCCGAACUCAGAUAGCCCCCAGAUUUUCACCGCGUGCGGGAGAGGUGCUCGGAGCUCGCUCAGGAUGCUGCGACACGGUCUCGAAGUUGAGGAAGUUGUCAGCUCGGACCUCCCUGGUAUUCCCAAUGCGGUGUGGACGACUAAGAUCAAAGAAGAUGAUUUAUAUGAUUCAUACAUCAUCUUGUCUUUCGUCAAUGGUACCCUUGUUCUCUCAAUAGGCGAAACCAUCGAAGAAGUGCAAGAUACCGGAUUCCUUUCUUCUGCGCCGACAUUGGCCGUCCAACAAAUUGGAGAAGAUGCUCUGCUUCAAGUCCAUCCUCACGGUAUCCGACAUGUGCUUUCUGAUCGACGGGUGAACGAGUGGCGUGCGCCCAGUGGCAAAACGAUCGUUACAGCUACUACAAAUAAGCGACAAGUUGUGGUGGCGUUGAGCUCGGCAGAGCUGGUCUACUUUGAGCUUGACUUGGAAGGCCAGCUCAACGAGUUCCAGGAUCGUAAAGCAAUGGGCAGUACGGUCCUCGCACUCAGUGUCGGAGAGGUGCCGGAAGGUCGUCAACGAACACCCUACCUGGCUGUUGGCUGUGAGGAUCAGACUGUCCGGAUAAUCUCCCUCGACCCGGAGAGCACGCUAGAGACCAUCAGUCUACAAGCGCUGACGGCCCCGCCAUCUGCGAUAUGUAUCGCGGAUAUCCUCGACGCGAGCAUAAACAAGUCGCAUCCGACAACGUUCGUCAAUAUCGGUCUGCAGAAUGGUGUGCUGCUUCGUACGGUACUGGAUCCUGUCAACGGCCAACUCACGGACACACGGACACGGUUCUUGGGUACACGACCAAUCCGACUGUUGCGGAUUCAGACGCAGAAGAAUCCCGCUAUCCUGGCGCUCUCCUCACGAUCGUGGCUGAAUUAUACCCAUCAGAACCUCAUGCACUUCACGCCGCUCAUCCUCGAUACGCUGGAUUAUGCAUGGAAUUUCUCCGCGGAGCUGUGCCCUGAAGGGUUGAUCGGUAUUGCUGGAAGCACAUUACGAAUAUUCCAGAUACCAAAGCUCGGGACGAAGUUAAAACAGGACUCCAUCCCACUGGCAUAUACUCCUCGCAAGUUCAUCUCGCACCCUACGAAUCGGUACUUCUACCUUAUCGAAGGCGACCAUCGGUCCUACUCGGACGCGACGGCCACGAGUAAGCUGAAUGAAUUGCGGAGUCAGGGAAAAAUGAUCGAUGAUGACAUCGUCAAUCUGCCACCUGAGACGUUUGGACGCGUUAAAGCCCCUGCGGGGCAGUGGGCGUCGAACAUCAGGAUUAUCGAUCCGGUUGAUGCAAAGACAGUAAAUGUGAUACCGCUUGAUAACAAUGAGUCGGCGUUCUCGCUCGCUAUCGUGCCCUUCGCGGCUCGGGGAGGAGAGCUGCAUCUGGUGGUUGGGACUGCGCAGGACACGUUCUUGUCGCCACGGUCGUGUACCAGUGGUUUCUUGCGCACAUACCGGUUUACAGAUGAUGGCACCGGGCUUGAGUUAUUGCACAAGACCGAGACGGACGACGUCCCGUUGGCUGUGAUGCCGUUCCAGGGCAGGCUGGUGGCAGGUGUGGGCAAAGCUCUACGUAUUUAUGAUAUCGGCAAGAAGAAGCUUCUACGGAAAGUGGAGAAUAAAGGCUUCGGCUCCGCGAUUGUGAAUUUGAAUACACAAGGCUCCCGCAUCUUGGUCGGUGACAUGCAAGAGUCUAUCUUCUUUGCAGUAUACAAAGCACCCGAGAACAGACUCCUCAUCUUCGCUGACGACACGCAGCCCAGAUGGGUCACGGCGGCGUGCAUGGUCGAUUAUACGACCGUUGCUGCCGGCGACAGAUUCGGAAACGUCUUCGUGAACCGCCUAGACAUGAAGGUGUCGGACCAGGUUGACGACGAUCCCACCGGCGCUGGCAUUUUGCACGAGAAGGGUAUACUAAUGGGUGCGCCGCACAAAACGAAGAUGCUGUCCCACUUCCACGUCGGUGACCUUGUAACGUCGAUACACAAGGUGUCGCUGGUUGCUGGAGGUCGUGAAGUCCUGCUCUAUACCGGUCUCCACGGGACGGUCGGCAUUCUCGUGCCCUUCGUGUCGAAGGAGGACGUGGACUUUAUCUCGACGCUGGAGCAGCAUAUACGGUCUGAGCAGCCGAGUCUGGUCGGGCGAGACCAACUGGCGUGGAGAGGGUAUUACGUGCCGGUGAAGGCGGUCGUGGAUGGGGAUCUGUGCGAGACGUUUGCGAGGUUGCCCGCGAGCAAGCAGAGCGCGAUUGCGGGCGAGCUGGAUAGGACGGUUGGGGAGGUGCUGAAGAAGCUGGAGCAGCUGAGGGUCACGGCGAGUGGGUUCUAGGCGAGGACGUUUGUACCAAAAUGUAUAUCUAUUAUUUUUGUUGUUUUCGUAAUUGCAAGUGCUUGCAAGUGUUUUGUGUCGCACGGCCUCGGAGGUCAAAAAGAGUUAGAUG